UUGAUUAUCCGCCGCUGCUUACUGGCCGUGUAUUUCUCUCCUUCAAGUUCGACCCGCAGUCAAAGUGCGCGGCUGUAUUUUUCUUUUGCGUGACAUAACCGUGAGUGGUAUUCUAUCGACGCCGUCUGAUAGAAAAUAAUUUUCCUUUAUUUGUAUUAUUUAUUUAAUUUAUUCCUCGACUUUUCCCGGAACCAUCUCUCCCAUCUUAUUGAUCGCAGCGGAGGGAAUAUUUUAUAUUAAAUUAAACCUCUGACCGUUUGAUCCGUGUGAGGUGGUUGGUCGCGUCGCAUAGCAUAAAAAAUUCAAUUUACGUAACCUGAUUUCAACCCCGACUGCCAUUGGCUUCCUGUGUCGUUGACGUUUGUUCGCGCGUUGUUCUGCGUGUGAUCUGCUUGCUAUUGACCGUCAGAUUCGGGAUCCUUGUGUGCACGGUGUAUCGGUGAUUAUCCGGGGAUAACGCAAAAACCGAAAAGUGUGAGGAAAUUCGGGAUGAACAUGCCGUGUGUGAUGGAGACGCUGGCAUCGUGAAGGCAGUGAGUCACGACCCGUCAAGAAGCGUUAUUUCGAGGAAUUGGCCCACACGAGGAUGGAGCGCUGCUGGCUCAUGGCGUGUCAUACCGGUGAUAUGAAUGUCGAUGUGACGGUUGAGAAGGGAGAAUUUGUCCGUUUGUGAUUGACGCAAGGAUUUUGAAUGGUGGAGGAUAAGAAAGAGAGUUUCAAUCAUGUUCUUCCCACUUCACUGUCCCCCCUGCACCAGCCCCCUGUGAAACCCCCGACAAUGGGCUCCCUCCCCAACGUCCCCACGGACUUCCCCCCGUAUCCCCCUCUGGCCCUCCCCCUGCCCCCCUCGGCACCCCUGGAGACGUCCUGGCCAUUGGCCCGCCUGCCUCUCUCCUUCGCCUACCCGUCGUCUUCCCAGCCGGAACCGGUGCCUUCCCUCAGCAUGCUUCCUUUGACACCGCUGACCACCAGCGCCGGCGACACCUACUUCCUCCCGCCGGCCGCCAUGGUCCCGCGCUACCCGCGGCCCACCACCAUCCCGUUGCCCAGUUGGCCGGAACCCGUACUGCCGGGGAGCAUCUCGGCCUACUCCUCCCCGGGGGAUCCGCGGACCCUCACCCACCCGGUGCACGUCCGCUGCGCGUUGCCGGUGUCCCUACCCUCCCCCGCCGGGGGGUUUGUGCGGCCCUAUCCGGCCAUCUACCCGGUCCUCCCGGGUCCCAACCCCUUCAUCGUCCUCCCGGUGCAGAUGACGACGUGGCCGGUGGUGACCACGGCCCCGGCGCCCCAUCCCCCGCCGGAGCAGGUGAUGUUCUGGCAGCCGGUGGUGGUGGCGGAGGGGAUGGGGGGUGGGGCGUUGUAUCCGCCCGUGCCGCAGUUGCGCACCAGUCCCUUCCAGCUGCCGGAUGCCGGACCGGUGCAUGUCAGUCAGGAGAGCGGGCGGUUGGAGCAGGAGAAGGACGAGAAUGGGGAAGGCGAGGAGAAGGGGGUGCCGUUCUUCCGCUCGGUGGAAAAUCCGCUGCGUAAGCUGUCGUUCGAUCUGAUUAAGACCUACCGGCAGAUCAAUCAGGUUUAUUAUGAUCAGAAAUACGCCAGCCAAGGACCGGCAGUGCCUGAUUUGUUGGGUAGCGAAGUCGUGGAUCCCAUGUGUUCGUUGAUGGAUGGCUCGAUGCAUGGUGAUUUAAUUUCAUUGGGCCACAAUGGCCUUUCCGUGCCUCCUCCCCUCCACUGUGCCUCGGAGCCACUCCCGCCACCUCCCGCCCGGCCCCCUCCCCCGCAGCCGGCCGCCCUGCAGCCCAGCGCCCCGCCUGCCUCCGAACCACUCCCCAAUCUGACCUCGGAGGCGCUGCGCCUGGUGGAUCUGGCGGCGGGGAUGACGCGGCCGCCGCCGGUGACACGUGAGAUCAUCUUCAAUGGAGGUUUCGACGACGCCAAUCACGAUUACAUCAUCUGUGUGGGUGAGCGCUUCAUGGAGCGGUAUGAAGUGCACGGAUUAAUCGGUAAAGGAUCGUUCGGACAGGUUGUCAAGGCCUUUGAUCACGUGGAGCAGACAUUUGUGGCCAUUAAGAUCAUUAAGAACAAGAAGCCCUUCCUCCUGCAAGCCCAAGUGGAAGUCAAACUGCUGGAGAUGAUUAAGCGCCAUCAAGGGGAUUCCAAAUUCGGCAUCGUGUCGAUGAAGAGCGAAUUCAUGUGGAAGAACCAUCUGUGUCUGGUGUUCGAGCUGCUCUCCUACAACCUGUACGAUCUCCUGCGUAAAUCCAACUUCCGCGGCGUCUCCCUCAACCUGACGCGGAAAUUCGCCCAGCAGCUGCUCAGCUCCCUCAUGUUCCUCUCCUCGCAGGAACUGCAGAUCAUCCACUGCGAUCUCAAACCGGAAAACAUCCUGCUGUGCAAUCCCAAGAAGAGCCUGAUCAAGAUCAUCGAUUUCGGCUCGUCGUGCCAGAUGGGCCAGCAGUUCUACAACUACAUCCAGUCGCGCUUCUACCGCGCCCCGGAAGUCCUGCUGAAUCUGCCGUAUGAUCUGGCCAUCGAUAUCUGGGCGCUGGGCUGUAUCCUAGUGGAGAUGCACACCGGGGAGCCGUUGUUCUGCGGCGCGGAUGAGGUCGACCAGAUGAAUAAGAUUGUGGAGGUGUUGGUGCCGCCCAAGAAGAUGCUGGAUAAGAGUAAGAAGGCCACCAAGUUCUUUAUGCUGGCGCCGGACGGGUCGUAUAUUCCACUGCCCAGGGAUGGGAAAAAGUAUUUGCCACCGGGAUCACGAUCUCUGGACAAAAUCCUCGGCGUGGAGACAGGUGGGCCGGGAGGUCGGCGUGCGGAAGAACCGGGUCACUCGUCGCUGGAUUACAUCCGGUUCCGUGAUCUGGUACUAAAGAUGCUCCGCUAUGAGCCGUCCCACCGACUGAUCCCCAUGGAGGCGCUUUCGCAUUCCUUUUUCCGAAGAACCGGCGAGGAAAUGAUGACAUCCUCCGGCUACUCCUUCAGCGGACUGAACCUGUCAUCGCCCGGCAACGGGCCGAGCGGGAGCAGCAGCGGCGGCGGGGACGUGGUGAGCCAAGUGGGUGGCGACACGGCAUGGUCCACCUUCCUCACCGAUGCGGUGUGAAAAGGGACCACGCAAACUGUGUUUUUGGGGACGAAUUUGAUCUCAUUUGUUGUGUUAUCGAGAAGCGAGAUUUUGGAUGGAUGGCCGGGGAUCCCCAUCGUUCAAAGCAGUAUUAAAAUGCGUAGUGCCGUCGUGAGUGCGGGAUACGGUCCGAGAGAGAGAUCCGUGUUGUUCAGGGACGGCGGUCGGUGCGCGCGGCUACGCUGUGCGUCGUUUGGUGAAGCGGAGGGGCUACCCGGGACGGUUUGGUGUGUCUUUCGGAAUCUCUCCACUUGCCCGUUUUGUGAUCGUUGGCGUUGAUCUAAUCCAGUGAUGACAGAUUUGCAUAUGGUUAAUGGCUGGCUGUUUCGGAGACCGGUUGAUCAGAUUAUUUUCUCGCCGGAACGAAGAGGAUACCGUGCUGUUGUCCGCUCUCGCAAACUCCUGUUUCCCGGCCAAAGGAGUCUGUCGUUUGUCUCCAUUGAAUCGCUGAUUGCCGUUUGGUGUGCGCUGUUUGCACUGCUCUUUCGCUGAAUGUCGGUAGCGUUUUUUGCUGCUCUACUGGGAUAUGAGACGAAACCGAUAGCGUAUAAAAUUGGAAAUUUUCUGCUUGAAUAAAAAACACCUCCGA
Molecule: messenger RNA, 3710 nt
Organism: Paramacrobiotus metropolitanus
Lineage: Eukaryota; Metazoa; Tardigrada; Eutardigrada; Parachela; Macrobiotidae
Product: dual specificity tyrosine-phosphorylation-regulated kinase mbk-1-like
Biological process (GO): peptidyl-serine phosphorylation; protein autophosphorylation; positive regulation of DNA-templated transcription
Cellular component (GO): nucleus
Molecular function (GO): transcription coactivator activity; protein serine/threonine kinase activity; ATP binding
Source: RefSeq, a predicted model, not a curated record